AUGAAUCAUAUGGAAUUAGUAACGGCUCCAAAUCCUAAUAAAUGUGCCUAUUAUUUUCCACAUCAUGCGGUAAUGAAAGAAUCUAGUAUCACAACCAAAUUAAGAGUUGUUUUUGACGGAUCCGCUCCAUCCAGUUCUGGAUUAUCUCUUAAUGAUAUUUUAUUUCGAGGUCCCAAGGUUCAGCCAGAUUUGCUAGACAUUCUAUUGGGGUUCAGAAUGCAUUCUAUAGUCAUAACAGCUGACAUAGCUAAGAUGUAUAGGCAAGCCGCAUCUUUUCUUUCUACACGGUGUCUAUUGCAACUGGCUAAUGAAGUUGAAGAUCCAAGUCUCAAACGUGUCAUAUCUAGCGAUUUUUACGUUGAUGAUUUACUAACCGGUUGUAGCUCUGAAGAUGCAUGUUACUCACUUUAUAAGAAUGUCAAUAAAGUCCUAGAAGCAGCUGGAUUUCCGCUGCGGAAGUGGUGUUCCAACUCUAGCUCAUUAAUGUCUCGCAUUCCCAAGGAUACGGAUAAUGCAACAUAUCGGUUGUCCUUAACACAUCAAGACACGGCCAAUACACUCGGAUUAUCUUGGCAGCCCAGCACAGAUACUUUUCAUUUUUCCCUUGGUACUUGGAACCCGCCAGCACACAUGACAAAACGCUCUCUUUUGUCCGAUAUCAAUCGUAUCUUUGAUCCCAUUGGACUCAUUACUCCUAUAUUAAUUAAAGGAAAGAUCUUCUUGCAGCAAUUAUGGUUACUAAAAUUGAGCUGGGAUUCAAUACUACCAGCAGACCUACAAGCACGUUGGAUCAAUUUUUAUUCUAGUCUUGAGUCAUUGGAUAAGUUGUCAAUUUCUCGGAAGGUCACAAUCGAUGGCGAAUCUACUAUUACCUAA
Myzus persicae (green peach aphid) is the source of this 876-nucleotide messenger RNA. RefSeq lists its product as uncharacterized. The coding region runs from base 1 to 876 and encodes 291 amino acids. The transcript has 2 exons. The record is from RefSeq and is a predicted model, not a curated record. Lineage: Eukaryota; Metazoa; Arthropoda; Insecta; Hemiptera; Aphididae.